Messenger RNA from Gadus macrocephalus (Pacific cod), 1819 nucleotides. RefSeq names its product bone morphogenetic protein 4 (gene bmp4). Gene Ontology annotation, cellular component: extracellular region. Gene Ontology annotation, molecular function: BMP receptor binding; growth factor activity; cytokine activity. Lineage: Eukaryota; Metazoa; Chordata; Actinopteri; Gadiformes; Gadidae. The transcript is spliced from 4 exons. Bases 482 to 1741 code for a protein of 419 amino acids. Gene Ontology annotation, biological process: negative regulation of transcription by RNA polymerase II; negative regulation of apoptotic process; BMP signaling pathway. The record is from RefSeq and is a predicted model, not a curated record.
AUAAAAACUGCAAGAAGUUAUAGAUGCUCGAUCAGUUUGGAGAGUCCGCCUUGUCCGCGCGCUGUUUCGCUCCUUCGCAGAACCGGUGGAGAUAGCAAAGCCCGCCGCCACCGUGAAGCGUCCGCACACACACACACACACCGCCCCUAGCGUCUCUGGGUCACGGUCUCGCCUCUUGGUCUUUUUUAAAGAAGAGUCGUGAAGGGAUUAAAGAGCAACAUGAUUUGUUGUCAGUCUCUGUAGGGCUCGCUGCACCUGGACUGCCAUUGCGCGGACGGAUCUCGCACCAUCUUUUUGUCUUAUUCAUUUUGUUUCCCCCCCACACCGAGGAUACCUGUACCUCUACUGAUGGAACAGGGUCAUUCAAACGGUCUCCUGCUGGCUCCCAACUCCACGUAGAAUUUCCUGGAAGAUCGAGGCCCUUUCCUUCUCCCCACAAACAUGGACUGUUUCCCCAUGCUUUACUUUCUGUCGAGACAUCAUGAUUCCUGGUAAUCGAAUGCUGAUGGUCAUUUUAAUAUGCCAAGUCCUGCUGGGAGAGAGCAACCAUGCUAGUCUGAUACCUGAGGAAGGGAAGAAGAAAGUGCCGGACCUGCAGGGUCGUUCGGCCGCCCAGAGCCAUGAACUGCUGCGGGACUUUGAGGCCACUCUGCUGCACAUGUUCGGCCUCCAGAGGAGGCCCCGGCCCAGCCGCUCGGCCACUAUCCCCCGCUACCUGCUGGACCUCUACCGGCUGCAGUCGGGCGAGGCCGAGGACGCAGGCGCGCCGGACAUUGCCUUCGAGUACCCCGAGAGGUCGGCCAGCCGGGCCAACACUGUGAGGGGCUUCCACCAUGAAGAACACAUGGAGAAGGUGACGGAGAAAGUGACAGAGAAGCGGCCGCGCCACCGGGAAGCCCCACCCCUGCGCUUCCUGUUCAACCUCAGCAGCAUCCCCGAGGACGAGCUGCUGUCGUCGGCCGAGCUGCGGCUCUACCGCCACCAGAUCGACGAGGCGGCGGGCGGCGCCCCCUCCGGCCAGGAGGAGGGGCUCCACAGGAUCAACGUGUACGAGGUGCUGAAGCCGCCGCCGCCGCCGGCGGGAGGCCCCGGUGGCGGCUCGGGGCAGCUGAUCACCCGGCUCCUGGACACCAGGGUGGUCCACCACAACGCCUCCCGCUGGGAGAGCUUCGACGUCAGCCCCGCCGUCCUGCGGUGGACGCUGGAGCGCCUGCCCAACCACGGGCUGGCGGUGGAGGUGCUGCACCUCAACGCCACGCCGCGACACCAGGACAAACACGUUCGCGUCAGCCGCUCGCUGCAUCAGGGGGCGGACGAGGACUGGGAACAGCUCCGCCCUUUGCUGGUCACCUUCGGCCACGACGGCAAGGGUCACCCGCUGACGCGAAGGGCCAAGCGGAGCCCCAAACAGCGAGGCCGCAAGCGCAACCGCAACUGCCGGCGCCACGCGCUGUACGUGGACUUUAGCGACGUGGGCUGGAACGACUGGAUAGUGGCGCCCCCCGGCUACCAGGCGUAUUACUGCCACGGCGAGUGCCCCUUCCCCCUGGCGGACCACCUGAACUCCACCAACCACGCCAUCGUGCAGACGCUGGUGAACUCGGUGAACACCAACAUUCCCAAGGCGUGCUGUGUGCCCACGGAGCUCAGCGCCAUCUCCAUGCUCUACCUGGACGAACACGACAAGGUGGUGCUAAAAAACUACCAGGAAAUGGUGGUGGAGGGCUGUGGCUGCCGCUGAACUGGCGGCGAGCCGGCCCCUGGACUUGGACCGGGCGUGCAACAGCGAUGCAAAAAAAAUAAAGAAAAGUAAAAAAAA